AAUUUGCACACCGCUUCCCUGCCGCGCUGAUGUUUGAAUGCAACAUAUGCUUCGAAACGGCAUUCGAACCAGUAGUGACACGCUGCGGGCACCUGUUCUGUUGGAGAUGCUUGCAUUUGUGGCUUUCGGCCCCUCGCAGGUCUCCAUAUGGGAACCUGCAACCCAGCAAUGGAUGGAGUAGUUGCCCAGUUUGCAAGGCUGCUGUGUCUCAACAGACUGUGACGCCGGUGUAUGCCCGGGAUGGAAGUGGUACUGAUCCAGAACAACGGGAUGCAAAUUUGCCACCUCGGCCACCAGGAGAAUGGCAGGAACCAGAAACUCCAGAAGCAGAGGGCUUUGUCUAUGGAGGGUCAGCAACAAGAUAUAGUUUCUCUGCUGGCUAUGGGCAAUUUCCGGUGGUGUGCGCUCUGGCCUUGGGUGGAAGUUAUGGCGGCAUCAAUGUGAGUCGGAAGGCUGCCAUCACUUUCGGAGCUUUGGCCAUCAUAGGUUUCAUUUCAAUUGUGCUGAUGUAGUCUGAAAAACCGCCGUCAAGAAGUCUGACAACAAAGAUGUGUCACAUAAAACAUAGUUGAAGACACUGCGAAAGCUGGCGCGAGCCAUUUCAUUACCCUCAAGAGAGCCACCACAUCAUUGUUUUUUUUUUUCGUCCUUCCAGACAUGUCGGGUGGAAUCUCAAAGGAAUCUAGCUGUUCCUAUCGACUCUAUGAUGCUUGACCGGAGGGUGGCCGAUGGCCAGCUGCGAAGUGUUUCCAAGCUGUUCACUUCAGAAAAAAUGAAGGGUUCCAGCUUGGAGCGACCGACAAUCUCUACGCUGC
Messenger RNA from Cladocopium goreaui, 815 nucleotides. The record is from the annotation of a GenBank genome assembly. NCBI's taxonomy places the organism in Eukaryota, Dinophyceae, Suessiales, Symbiodiniaceae.